GAAGAAGCUCCCAAAUGGGGGAGGAGCUUCCCGAGUGACGUCACUCCCGCGUUGCCCCGCCCCCCGUGGAGAGCGCCUGGGUGGAAACCCUUGCCGAGAGGGAGGACGUGGAGAUGUCUAAUGCAAUCGGGCACAGUUCAAUUUCAGAACUGAAGAGCUUCCCUUGUUCCAUUAAGUCACAAAAUAAUCCCUCAUCGAGCCCAUUUGUGAGUGAAAUGUGUUGCCAGGAUACAUCAGCACUCUUUUCAGUGAAGUCAAGCCAGCAUAAAUCAGAAAUGGCCAUCAGUGAGCCCCUUCCCAUAGCAGAUAAUGCCAAAAGGAAAAAGAAAAAAAGGACCAGAGCUACAGAUCAUUUUCCUGGAAGGUUUGAAGAUUUGUACAAACUCACUGCGGAGUUGCUGGGUGAGGGAUCUUAUGCCAAGGUACAGGGUGCAGUCAGCUUGCAAAAUGGGAAGGAAUAUGCAGUCAAAAUAAUUGAAAAACAUGCAGGACAUAGUCGGAGUCGGGUUUUCCGAGAGGUGGAGACUUUGUAUCAGUGUCAGGGUAACAAGAACAUUUUGGAAUUGAUAGAAUUUUUUGAAGAUAAUUCAAGGUAUUACCUUGUCUUUGAAAAACUACGUGGAGGUUCUAUCCUGGCCCACAUACAAGAGCAAAAGCACUUUAAUGAGAGAGAAGCCAGCAGGGUGGUGAGAGAUAUUGCCUCUGCCCUGGAUUUCCUACACACAAAAGGAAUUGCUCAUCGAGACCUAAAACCUGAAAACAUAUUGUGUGAAUCUCCCACUAAGGUAUCCCCAGUGAGAAUUUGUGACUUUGACCUUGGAAGUGGGGUAAAACUCAACAGUGCGUGUACUCCAAUUACUACUCCUGAGCUGACUACUCCAUGUGGUUCUGCAGAGUACAUGGCCCCUGAGGUGGUGGAAGUGUUUACAGAGGAAGCCACGUUCUAUGACAAGCGCUGUGACCUGUGGAGCUUGGGGGUGAUUUUGUACAUCAUGCUAAGUGGCUACCCACCUUUUGUGGGGAACUGUGGCACCGAUUGUGGCUGGGACAGAGGAGAAGUCUGCAAAGUCUGUCAGAACAAACUCUUUGAGAGUAUCCAGGAAGGCAAAUAUGAGUUUCCAGAGAAGGACUGGUCUCAUAUCUCCGAUGAUGCCAAGGAUCUGAUCUCAAAGUUGUUAGUCCGUGAUGCCAAGGAAAGGCUCAGUGCUGCUCAGGUUCUACAGCAUCCAUGGGUACAAGGUCAUGCUUCUGAAAGAGGGCUGCCUACACCACAGGUCCUUCAAAGGAACAGCAGCACAAAGGACCUGACCCUCUUUGCUGCAGAGGCCAUUGCCCUGAACCGCCAGCUCUCCCAGCAUGAGAAUCAUCUCAGCGAAGAGGAAGAGAGUCUCUCGCAGGCCAUGUGUUCCAUGAAGCUGUCUCCUCCGUCCAAAUCGUGUCUAGCCAAACGCAGAGCCAUGACCCAGGCCAUAAAGAGCAGCGACUUCCAGCCAGCUCCACAUGCUGCCCUUUAACACCCCUCUCUGUUUUAUCAUAGUUAGACUCAGUUUUGCAUCAUGGUGUUAAAGGACUCGUUCAACUGUCAGUGUUAAAAAGGUUUUUAGAACAAAGCUUGGGGUGAAGUAACAUUGAGGAUGAUUUCUUUGAAGCUUUUAAUUUUGUAAAUACAUAUUAUAAGAUGCUUUUUCAAUUACAGUGGUGCUGUGGUACUGACAAAACAAACCACCCAGGCUGUGUUUGCACAAAGUUGUUGAUAACCAGGUGAAGGACUUUUCAAUACUUCCACAAUUUUUGGUCUCUACCUGCAGCUGCAGAAUAGCUAUGGUGGCCAUUCUUCAGGAAACGUGGUUCAGCUGCUUUUUAACUUUUUUCUUUGCCCAUGUUAAGACUUCAGUGAAAUGGCAAAACAUAUGCACAAAAACCUUUCCUCUAUCAUUGUUUCUAGAGUGUGUUGCUUUAUUAGGUGGAUCCUUGUUUAUAGACCUGACCAGAGCUUUAAAAAUGUACUUGCUUGGAAAACUGUUCUCAGAAAUGUUCAGUCAGCAUGGCCAGUAAUGGAGUAAUUUAAAAUUUCGAUUGUGUUGUAUUAUACAAAAAGUUUUAAUGUGUUGAACUUGCAUUAUAGCAUGAUUUAUUUUCAUCUUCUCUUUAAUUAUUGGAGGAGCAUAUCAUCUAACAGUUUUAACAACACAACAGCACAUUAGAUUCAGUUUGACAUUUCUGAGUAUGCACCAAAACUAGCCUUUUCUUAUACAGUGAGUAAAAAGAUAAUGUCAUCGAGUUGUGUAAACUAACAAAGCUCCCUAGAGCUUGGAUCGGUUUGUUUCGAGAAGAGAGAGUUUCUUGCUGUUGAGUCACACACACAUCACAGGGUGUUUUAUGAAACUGAAGAUGGAGAGAAGAAGAUCACAGGCCUGGCAUGUACCAUUUUCACAGCACAAUGUCAACAUACUUCCUCAUGAUCACUUGUGGUAAUUUCCUCUGUGUUUCAAUUGUUCUCCAUAUUUUUGCAUGUGAAGAGAGUUAUAUAGGAAUAACCUUAUACCUCAGGCCCUGAAAACUCCACUAUAGUGUAUUUUGGGUUUGGUAAUGGAAAUUCAAGUGACAGGAACGGAGUCAGAUUUUCUUUUGAAAUGCAACGUAUUAUUUUAAUUAAUGCCCUUUCAAACCCAGGGGCUUUGGAAUUAUAAUUACACAGUAGUUAUUCUAAAACCAAACCAGUAAUUUCAGCUUGCAUAUCUUUGUUGAAAGUGAUGAAUCUUUUGAGCUCAGGAAAGUCAAGUCUCUUUUAAGCAAGAUUUGUUCAAAGUUGGAAAAUAGAUAUUCAUGUUGAAGGAUCAGGAAAUGGAAGAAAUCCAACUAGUUAGAAGGAUGUGAAUUGAGGUUAUCCUAAUCCAGUCUGCCAGGAUAGCUUCAUACUUUGCCUUUGGAUACAACAUGUGUAUUUAUACACUUUUUAGCUACAACUGUACAUAUUCAUGAUUAAUGUGAAGAAUGGCUGCUAAAGGUUUUCGAUAUAUUGCACCAUUAGUGAAAGUAAUUAAUUAUACCUUGGUUUUUAAGUAUAC
Messenger RNA from Anolis sagrei ordinatus, 3068 nucleotides. It is a transcript of the gene MKNK1, whose product is annotated as MAPK interacting serine/threonine kinase 1. Gene Ontology annotation, biological process: protein autophosphorylation; peptidyl-serine phosphorylation; intracellular signal transduction. Lineage: Eukaryota; Metazoa; Chordata; Lepidosauria; Squamata; Anolidae. Gene Ontology annotation, molecular function: calcium-dependent protein serine/threonine kinase activity; calcium/calmodulin-dependent protein kinase activity; ATP binding. The record is from RefSeq and is a predicted model, not a curated record. Gene Ontology annotation, cellular component: cytoplasm; nucleus.